UGCCCGGGGGCGCGGCGGGCCGAGCCGGGCCAGGCCGGGCCCGGCGGAGCGAUGAGCGGGCCGCGGCGGCCCGGCAGCCAUGGAGAUCCGGUGUGGGGGGCUGCUUUUCAGCUCCCGCUUCGACUCAGGCAAUCUAGCACGUGUGGAGCAGGUAGACCCGACCGGUACCGGCGGGGGCCCAGCGGGUCGGGCUGCCACGCUUCCCGCCGCCGACUACGAGUUUAACGUCUGGACGCGGCCCGACUGUGCCCACACCGAGUAUGAGAACGGCAACAGGUCCUGGUUCUACUUCAGCGUGCGGGGAGGGGCUCCGGGGAAGCUGAUCAAGCUGCACAUCCUGAACAUGAACAAGCAGAGCCGGUUGUACUCUCAGGGCAUGUCCCCCUUCGUGAGGACCCUUCCUGUGCGGCCCCGCUGGGAGCGCAUUCGUGAGCGGCCCAGCUUCGAGAUGGUGGAGACGCAGUUCGUACUGUCCUUCGUGCACCGCUUCCUGGAGCACCAUGGUGCCACUACCUACUUUGCCUUCUGCUACCCAUUCUCCUACUCGGAGUGCCAGGAGAUGCUGGCGCAGCUGGAUGGCCGCUUCCAGGAGUGCCGGCACAUGUCUCCCAGCAGCCCCCUUGACUCCGUCUAUUACCACCGGGAGCUGCUCUGCCACUCGCUGGACAAGCUACGAGUUGACCUGCUGACCAUCACCUCCUGCCACGGCAUGCUGGAGAAGCGAGAGCCCCGGCUGGACAAGCUCUUCCCAGACACCAGCACUCCCCGGCCACGGCGCUUCACAGGGAAGAGGGUAUUCUUCCUGAGCAGCAGAGUCCACCCAGGAGAAACACCUUCCAGCUUUGUCUUCAAUGGAUUCCUGGACUUCAUCCUGCGGGAGGAGGACCCCCGUGCCCAGAUGCUGCGGCGGAUGUUCGUCUUCAAGCUCAUUCCUAUGCUGAACCCUGAUGGGGUGGUGCGAGGCCACUAUCGAACUGACUCCCGUGGGGUAAACCUGAACCGCCAGUACCUGAACCCCGAUGCCGAGCUGCACCCUGCGGUGUUUGGGGUCAAAGCUCUUGUCCUCUACCACCAUGUCCACAGUCGCGUCCUGCCAGGCUCUCCUGACUGGAGGACCUUUGUCUCCCCACUCAGCAACAGCUCGCUAAGAACAAAAUCUUCCAACCAUUCCGUCCGCAGCAGCGGCCCGUUCCCAGAGGCUGCACUCUUGGAGCUGGAGAAAGCCAAUAACCUCCGGAACUCGCCCAGCUCCUGGCAUGCCGGCAGCUACUUCAGCCCUUCUCAGGAAGCCCCUCUCUCGGGAGCACCGGGCAGCACAGGCCGCACUGGCUGGAUCCUCCCAUCAAGCCACACCGCAGAGCACUGUGAGGAGGAGGCUAGGAAGCCCCUGCCAGCACCUCUUCCUGAAACCAUCCUGCCCCAGGACAGUGGACUGGCCUACUAUGUGGAUCUGCACGGACAUGCCUCCAAGCGUGGCUGCUUCAUGUAUGGCAACAACUUCAGCAAUGAAAACGAUCAGGUGGAGAACAUGCUGUUCCCCAAACUCAUCUCCUUGAACUCCCCUCACUUCGACUUCACGGGCUGCAACUUCUCGGAGAAGAACAUGUACGCGCGGGACAAGCGGGACGGGCAGUCCAAGGAGGGCAGCGGCCGCGUGGCUGUCUACAAGGCCCUGGGCAUUAUCCACAGCUACACGCUGGAGUGCAACUACAACACAGGGCGCUCAGUGAACAGCAUCCCUUUGGCCUGCCAUGACAAUGGACGUGCCAGCCCCCCACCCCCGCCCACCUUCCCCUCCAAAUACACCGUGGAGCUUUUCGAGCAGGUUGGGCGAGCCCUGGCCGUGGCGGCCCUGGACAUGGCCGAGUGCAACCCCUGGCCGCGCAUCGUCCUCUCGGAGCACAGCUGCCUCAGCAACCUGCGCGCCUGGAUGCUGCGUCACGUGCGCAGCAUGAAGGGCGCAGGAGGGGGCCCGCGGCGCAGAGGAGGUGCCAGGACCCCCCCCCGGAGCUCCACCGGGAUCCCCAUCUCUGCCUCCGAUAACGUCCUGUCCCGCGCCAGAAGCUUCAGCAAUGGCACCAGCGGGAGCGGCAGCAGCCAGCAGGACUCGCCGCGGCUCAAGGCCUCUCCCAGCUUCACCUUCGGCUGCAGCAGCCCCUCGGCUCAGGCCGCCACAGACCAGAGUGCUCAGCAUGGCAGCACCCCAGCCCCGGCUGUGGGCAGAGGGAUUCUGUCAGCAGGCACCUGGACAGCACCCAGCACUGGCACCAGCCACCGACCACAGGAGGCCCAGCAUGGUGCAGGACACAUGGCAGCUGUCCACAGUACAGCACCACUACAGGUACUUCCGAUGAAGCUGGAUGCCAGGAAAGCCUAUGAGCAGCCUGGGUAGGUGCUGGCAUUGGCCAUGGUAUGGGGUCACCCUUCAACCAGCCUCGAGGCUGCCCACAC
This is a messenger RNA of Dryobates pubescens (Downy woodpecker), 2451 nucleotides long. RefSeq names its product AGBL carboxypeptidase 5 (gene AGBL5). Gene Ontology annotation, biological process: proteolysis; protein deglutamylation. The transcript is spliced from 12 exons. The record is from RefSeq and is a predicted model, not a curated record. Lineage: Eukaryota; Metazoa; Chordata; Aves; Piciformes; Picidae. Gene Ontology annotation, molecular function: zinc ion binding; metallocarboxypeptidase activity. Bases 80 to 2392 code for a protein of 770 amino acids.